UACUUGGAAGUUGCGAAUGGGCGGCGGACCACGGUCGUGGUGGUCACCACGCACGCCAUCUACGAGGGAGACGAGAUUACCGUGGACUACGGACCGGAUCUUUGGUUCGUGUGCCGCUGUGGCCACGCGAAUUGCCGCCACUGCGACAUCCAAGACGAGCAAGACCCGUAG
This is a messenger RNA of Phytophthora sojae, 171 nucleotides long. RefSeq lists its product as hypothetical. Lineage: Eukaryota; Oomycota; Peronosporomycetes; Peronosporales; Peronosporaceae. The annotation marks the transcript as partial. The record is from RefSeq and is a predicted model, not a curated record. The transcript has a single exon.